AAUUUAGGUUAUGUUUAUCAUUUUCACAUUGUUGGAAUAAUAUAGUAUUUGUAUUCAAUAAUCAAUUAAAUAAUGAUGGAAGUGGACGCUGCACAAUAUUUCUCAAGCUACGAAGAUUUGGAUGUCCACAAGUUAAUGCUCGAAGAUGAACCGAGAACCUUAGCAUAUAGGAAUGCAAUUUUAAACAACAAAGAAUAUUUUAAAGACAAAGUUGUUAUGGAUGUUGGUUGUGGCACUGGAAUUUUAUCAAUAUUCUGUGCACAGGCUGGCGCGAAAAAAGUAUUUGCUGUCGAAGCUAGCAAUCUAGCAAACUUAGCUAAGGAAAUAGUGAAGGAAAACAAUUUUGAAAAUGUUAUUGAAGUAAUCCACAGCAGAGUAGAAGAUGUUACAUUACCAAAUUAUAUGAAGGUGGAUGCUAUAGUAUCAGAGUGGAUGGGCUUCUACCUGCUGCAUGAGGGCAUGCUGGACUCAGUACUGUAUGCAAGAGACAGGUUCCUCAAGGAUGGAGGGGAAAUAUUCCCUGAGAGUGCUGCCAUUUAUAUAGCUCCAUGUAGUGUUCCCUCAAUGUAUAACCAAUGGGACAAUGUAUAUGGAGUAUCAAUGAAGUCCUUCUCCAGAGAGCUUCGAACUAGCAAGGGUAGUAAACCAGAAAUUCUGACGAUAAAACCUGAAGACCUGCUGGGGACUGAAGAGGCACUUUGUUGGAUUAAUUUGAGAGAUGAUGAGUCACAUGAUUUAAAUUCUUACAGCAUACAACAUGUUGUAGGUGCAAGCAAAAAUGGUUUCUACCAAGGCCUCUGCCUAUGGUUCGAGUGUAACUUCCCCGAACUUCCAAAUAGUACAGGAGACAGUCGCACGGUUCUGGACACAAGUCCAAAAAGCCCGCCAACUCACUGGAAACAAACAGUCAUAGUGUUGCCAGACCAGCUUGAGGUAGAGGAAGGUGAACCUAUAGCGUUCCAGUUGGAAAUGACUAGAGCUGAUGCUACAAGUAGAAGAUACAACCUCCUAAUGACAAUGUUGGAUCCCGAAACCAUAGAGCACCCCCUUCCCUGUUCCUGCCAUAUGACCACAUGCAUAUUAGCUAAAACCUUCAUGAUGCAACAAGCUGAACACGCCAUCGCUAAAAAGAAUGAAGAAGACGCCGCCGUUUUAGUUGAUGAAGAGAUUAACGAUGAUGAUGAUGAUUAAAGAAAAAC
Spodoptera exigua (beet armyworm) is the source of this 1199-nucleotide messenger RNA. The record is from the annotation of a GenBank genome assembly. Lineage: Eukaryota; Metazoa; Arthropoda; Insecta; Lepidoptera; Noctuidae.